Somion occarium is the source of this 1346-nucleotide messenger RNA. Lineage: Eukaryota; Fungi; Basidiomycota; Agaricomycetes; Polyporales; Cerrenaceae. The record is from the annotation of a GenBank genome assembly.
GCCAGACUACACACCUGAUUACUACGUUUUCUACUAAUCCGGCGGAACCAACACGUCAACAACUUCCUUCCCGUUACGUCCUCUCCUACCUGGACUAUCUCUACAUUACCCCUAGAUCUGCUGCACACGGUGCUCUGCAGCUCAAAUAAUACCAAGGCGCUCGGCAAUAGCAACAGAUCAUCCUCUUGCCUUUCGUCAUCAUCUCUCUCGUUGGAGUUUCUUGCUCUCCUCUUUUUGCAAACGUCACACCUUCUGCGAUGAGCAAUAAAGGCCGUUCGACGCCGAGAGUGGUAUGUUGUGCAAUUCCCAUUGCACGCUCGGCGGGCAAAGUGCUCCUAGUCACAAGUCGGAAACGAAAGGAUAGUUGGGUUUGUGAGUGGCCACUCCUAUUUCUUAUUCUUCGUGGCAUGUCUGACUAUCUUUCAUCUAACUUCAAUUACAAAUUAUCUUUGCGUGCACAAACGAACUCAGUGCCUAAAGGAGGUUGGGAGCCGUCAGAUGGGGUGCUAGAAGCAGCAGCCUCACGGGAAGCCUUGGAAGAAGCUGGCGUCCGUGGAACAAUUACUCGCUUCGUCACGACGAUCCCCUCUGCGUCGUCAACGUACCAUUUUUACGAACUCGACGUGGCCGACCUUGAUCCGGAUUGGUUAGAGAGUGGAGAACGGCGAAGAGAGUGGGUAGAUUAUGCUGAGGCAGUGAAGAGGAUAGCGUGGAAGUCAGAGCUUGUGCAAGCGUUGGCCCUCUCGUCAAUAGCACCCAAACGGUGAUCGUCGCCGUCAGCCAGUUAGCUCACGACUGACGGCCCACCGGAUGGCGGACUGCUUACGGAUGCCGCAAAACACACAGAACGCCGACCAUCUUCAGUCACCACCUUCAAUAUCCCGGUCGUCAUCUCGCUCUCGUCAUCGCCGCCUUGUCCAUCCCCGUCGGAUUUUAGAUUCAUCCUCUAUAAAUCAAAACUCUGCUCAAGCUUAUACACCGUUAACAUAUCAGACUGGCACCUAUCACCCUUUUUUUUUUCCCAGUUCGCAUCUCAACAUCUGUCGCAAUUUAGAACUUUGAUACUGCUCAUUGUAUAGUCGCUCCCCUCCUAGUAUCCUCCAAUAUCGUCGUCAUUCAAACUUUGCCGUAUCUUAGCUGCCAUCUCCUUACAUAUUUUGCAAGUUCGCGGUGCCUGCUUUCCCGGGAGCGAUCUAUGUCGAAUUGCUUGCCGUCUUCUCAUUGAUGGACUUUUAUGUACAUAGCUUAAUACUUCGCUGUCGGGUACGCUCGGCUCUCAUUUCUUGCUUUCGUAUUAUAGAAUUGCUUUUCAAGCAGUAUAUACAAUGCGAGAUGACGACUAUUCC